CUAGAGUCUGUGACGUGCGCCGUCCGGUUCCUACAAUCUCCAUGUGCUAUUUCCGGACAGCUGGUGCCGGUGUCAUUGGGAAGUUCAGAGCUACAGACCAUGCCUGUCAGGGUGCUGCUCUCUAGGCGGCUCCUCUUUCCACUCCGGUACCAGGCUGGACCCGUUGCCCCGUGGAGGGCUGUGAGUACCGGCUGGUUCCCUGUGGGGGCCGCAUUCAAUGUGAAGCAGCAGCAGCGGAGGCUUGAUGUGUUCGGCAAGAACACGGGUCUGUUUGGAGUCCCAGAGCUGAGUUCCCCAGAGGGAUUCCGGAUAGUUCAGGACAAUGCUCUUCGGAACACAGAGUCUCUGGUGGAGAAGGUGUGCUCCAUUCCGCCCAGUGCAGAGACAGUCAGGAUAUUUGACCAGCUUUCCGAUGAGCUCUGCAAGGUUGCAGACUUGGCUGAUUUUGUCAAAAUCGCCCAUCCUGACUCUUCCUACAGGGAAGCUGCUGAGGAGACCUGCAGGAACAUAGGUACCAUGGUGGAGAAGCUGAAUACAAAUACAGAUCUGUGCCAAAGUUUAAGGUCUCUUCUGGGAAAUCAGCAAGUUAUGGAUUCAUUGGACCCUGAAACGAGGCGUGUGGCUGAACUGUUUUUGAUUGAUUUUGAGAUAAGCGGAAUUCAUCUGGACGAGGAAAAGAGAAAGAAAGCUGUAAACCUGAAUGUGCUGAUAUCGGACCUAAGUAGUGAAUUCCUGCUAGGAGCUCAUUUACCCAAUCGCAUUGACAAGCAGGCCUUGCCUGAGCACAUUCACUCCCAGUUUCCCUGGGAUGGAAGAUAUAUACAAGUCAGUGGUUUACUUGCAGAUUCGACUGACGAUCUGGUACGAGAAGCUGCCUACAAGAUUUUCCUUUAUCCCAAUGCCAACCAGCUGGAGUGCUUGGAGGAACUGCUUGCAAGCAGAAAUACCCUGGCACAGCUUGUGGGGUACCCCACAUUUGCACACAGGGCGUUACUAGGGACCAUGGCAAAAACUCCAGAGACAGUACAGAUGUUUCUUCAAAAAUUGUCGGACAAAUUACACGAUCGUCUAAUGCAAUUGGAUUAUGACCUUCGUACUGAAUGGCAUGGUAGAAACUUCACUGCCUAUGAAACAAGCUGGCACGGUCAGACAGAUAUCAAUCUGAUGCCAUGGGAUCAUCCUUACUACAGUGGUGUAUUACGCGCAGAGAGGUAUAACAUAGAGCCCAGUUUGUAUUCUCCAUUUUUCUCACUGGGUGCCUGCAUGGAGGGGCUGAGCUCCAUUUUUAACCAACUCCUUGGAAUCUCCCUGUUUUGUGAACAACCAGAGAAGGGAGAGGUUUGGUGUGAAGAUGUCCGCAAGCUGGCUGUUGUACAUGAAGAGGAAGGUUUGCUAGGAUACAUUUAUUGUGACUUCUUCCACAGAGCAGAGAAGCCCCCCCAGGACUGUCACUUCACCAUUCGGGGAGGGAGACUAAAAGAGAAUGGAGAAUAUCAGCUGCCCGUUGUUGUUCUGAUGCUAAAUUUUCCAGAAUAUAGCAAGAAAUCACCUACCCUGCUCACUCCCGGAAUGAUGGAAAACCUGUUCCAUGAAAUGGGCCAUGCAAUGCAUUCCAUGCUGGGGAGGACACGCUAUCAACAUGUCACCGGGACUAGAUGUGCCACAGAUUUUGCUGAAGUCCCCUCUAUACUGAUGGAAUACUUUGCAAGUGAUUAUCGAGUAGUCAACCAGUUUGCCCGCCAUUACCAAACUGGACAGACGCUGUCAAAGCCUAUGGUUUCUCGUCUUUGUGAGUCCAAAAAAGUUGGGGCAGCAUCAGACAUGCAGCUUCAGGUGUUCUAUGCAAUGUUAGAUCAGAUUUUCCACAGUGUACACCCCUUGAAAGGUUCCACAACUGACAUAUUAAAAGAAACGCAGGAAACUUUUUAUGGGCUACCGUAUGUACCUCAAACAGCUUGGCACCUGAGAUUUAGUCACCUGGCGGGCUACGGAGCGAAGUAUUACUCCUAUUUAAUGUCCAGAGCUGUGGCUUCCAUGGUGUGGAAACAGUGCUUCAUGAAGAAUCCAUUUGAUCGGGCGAUGGGAGAGCGAUAUCGCAGGGAGAUGCUGGCGCAUGGAGGGGGAAAAGAACCUCUGCUCAUGGUUCAAGGCAUGCUCCAGCAAUGCCCGUCAGUGGAUGACCUGGUGGAUGCCCUUGUUUCCGAUUUGGAUCCAGACUUCGAAACGUUCCUUAUGGAUUCAGAAUAGGAGAAUGCCUACGCAAGUUGUCAGCACCCGGGCCGUAUUUUGUUUUUUGAAAUAAACUGUUUCUGGGAAGUUCCAUAUUUUGCAUUGGCCAAGGCAAAUUAGAAUCUGUGCAAGGGACUUAAAUUCUUAGCACUUUUUGAAUCUUGAAAGGAUAUUCCAGAAUAAGGGUUAUUUCUAGAUCAGGGUUCUCGGCCCUUGGUCCCCAAUGUGUCUUCUGGUUUCAGAAUAUAUUAUACCCAGGGUGCAUGUGCCAUUUCCCACACUGCCAUUUUGAUCCAGACAAGAGAUGUCAAGACCUGGUCGUGCACUCUUGGUGAUAGGCAGUUUUUAUUAAAGAGAAUGAGAGGUCACAGGGUCAGGCUCUAGUGAUUUGCCGGUGAGAAUACAGUAUGUGUGAACUCACUAUUUUAGUUUGAAAUCAGGAGUCAGGAGGCAUCUCAGAUUCUUCCAUGUCUAUGGAGUAGGGACGUCUCUAGAGAAUAUAACAGAGUUUAUUAUUUGACCAAUCGCCAUUAUAGUCAUCAGCAGGGAGGAGUCUCCCGGCAUGUCCAACAGAUUCACCUUGGGAAAUUACACUUUUUGGACCCGAGGUCAAUUUAGUCCAACUAAGAGUGUCCAGUUUUAUUUGACAGUGUGUACCCAACAUGAGUCUAAGAGUGCAGGUAGUACAGAGUUCUUCAUAUCCUCAAUUUUCUUUUUCAUUUGUACAGUUUAUUAAUAGCAAAAGUGACCUCUUUUGUAAAUUAUUUUAUAUGAUGGUGGGUUGCUUUCUGUGUUACUGCUCAAGUGAAAACAUUUCAAUAAAUAGCUAUUCAAAUGUAUUUCGGAGACAAGUACUAUCCACAGCAUGUUGACCUAUGCUUUAAUGCCUCUCUAGACCCCGUGUUCAUCGAAUGACAAGUAACAUCCUAAAAUGCAAAAAGAUCUCUUUUCCAUGUAUCUGCUGAUCUGGGGGUUACACGUUUACUGUUUCUUGGGUCUCAUCAAUAAAGUCACAGGGGCAGGAUGACCAUCAGGGGGGCACAGGGGGUACUACUGUAACUCACUUCCGAAAUUAAAUGUGCAAGGUGUUCCUUGCUAGCAUCA
Messenger RNA from Xenopus laevis (African clawed frog), 3333 nucleotides. It is a transcript of the gene mipep.S, whose product is annotated as mitochondrial intermediate peptidase S homeolog. The transcript is spliced from 19 exons. NCBI's taxonomy places the organism in Eukaryota, Metazoa, Chordata, Amphibia, Anura, Pipidae. The coding region runs from base 100 to 2247 and encodes 715 amino acids. The record is from RefSeq and is a predicted model, not a curated record. Gene Ontology annotation, cellular component: mitochondrial matrix; mitochondrion. Gene Ontology annotation, molecular function: metalloendopeptidase activity; metallopeptidase activity. Gene Ontology annotation, biological process: peptide metabolic process; proteolysis.